Molecule: messenger RNA, 1260 nt
Organism: Linnemannia hyalina
Lineage: Eukaryota; Fungi; Mortierellomycota; Mortierellomycetes; Mortierellales; Mortierellaceae
Source: the annotation of a GenBank genome assembly
AUGUCCACCUACGUUCAGCCCGUUGCUCCUACCGAAGGCCGCCUUGGCCACUUGACUCCCGAGCAGACUGAGAAGCUCCAGCAGUUCUGGGUCCGUCUCCACGACAUCUUUGACGGCAAGACCCAGUUUGACCAGACCGCCCCCUCGUCCUUCAAGGGUCAGACCCGUGAUGAGGAUACCCCUGCCACCCCUGCGCCCGAGAAGAAGUCUGGUGGCUGGUUCGGCCGUGGCAAGGCUGCCGAGGCUCCCAAGGAGAAGGCUGCUGAUGUUGUUGCUCCCGCCCCCCGGUUCUCUGGUGCCGAUAUCCAGAAGGCCUUCUGGAAGUUGACCAUGAUGGACCACCCCGACCUGAUCAUUCUCAAGUUCAUUCGUGCACGCAAGUGGAACUUGGAUGAUGCCAUGAAGAUGUUCCUCAACGCCCUCAAGUGGCGCAUCGUUGAGCGUGUCGACGAGCUCAUCGAGCUCUCCGACUCGGAGCUGGAUGAGAAGUACCCCAAAUUCAUUGAGCAGAUGCGCAUCGGAAAGGGAUACCUCCGCGGUGCCGACCCCCUCGGUCGCCCCAUGUCCGUCGUCAACACCCGUCUCCACCACAAGAGCGACCAGCCCCCAGAGACUAUUCACCGCUUCACCCUCCACACCAUGGAGUGCGGGCGCCUUGUUUUGGGAUCAGGAUCCGAAACGGUUAUCGUUAUUUUUGACUUGUCGAACUUUGGCCUCGAUAACAUGGACUGGGGCUUCGUCCGCCUGUUCGUCCAGUGCUUCGAAUCAUACUACCCCGAGACCCUCGGAGUUUGUGUAGUCCACCGCGCACCCUUCGUCUUCUGGGGUCUCUGGAAGUUGAUCCAGCCCCUCCUCGACCCCGUCGUCGCCUCCAAGUUUGUCUUCACCCGCAACAACGCCGAGCUCCACAAGGUCAUCCCCCGUGACCGCCUCCCCAUCACCCACUAUGAGGGUCUCGACGACUGGAAGUACGAGUACGUCCCUGGUACCCCCGACGAGAACGCCCCCAUGAAGGAUUUGGCCAAGAAGGAGGAGCUCCUCGCUGAACGCCAUGCUCUCGAGGCCCAAUUUGAAAGUGUCACCCGUGAAUGGAACAAGAACAUCAACGGCAAGAACUCGUCUGAGCGUGAUGAGGUUGCCAAAUCAUUGAGGGAGCAGUAUGCUCGUUUGACCCCUUAUGUCCGUGCCAAGAACUUGUACCAGCGCUUGGGUGUUGCUCACGAUGGUCAGGUUACCUGGACCUACAACGUCAAGGCAUAA